GAAAAAUACAAGAACUCCGUGCAGAAUUGAAUUCUGACAAAAAAGACAAGCAACAUGUGAAGAAAAAGACUGUAUUAAAAAAAAUUGUAGCCAAUAUGACAAUGGGCAACGAUAUGAGCCCGCUGUUUGCAGAUGUUGUUGAUUGUAUGAAAAUUCCCGUGCUGGAAAUCAAAAAGAUGGUCUACUUGUAUCUAAUCAAUUACUCUAGAAGCAAACCCGAUAUGGCAGCAAAGGCGGUCGAUGCGUUUGUAAAGGAUGCUGAGGAUAAUAAUCCUCUAAUCAGAGCGCUUGCAAUUAGAACUAUGGGCUAUAUUAGUGUAGACAAGGUUAUUGAGGCUCUUGUUGAUCCGUUACGACAAUCUCUCCGCGAUGGGGACCCGUAUGUCCGUAAAACAGCUGCUACUACUGUCGCAAAGCUCUUUAUGCAUGAUAAGGAACUAGUCGAAAGCGAAGGACUUGUUGAUAAGUUGAGAGACAUGUUGACUGAUUCUAAUCCAACAGUUGUCGCCAAUGCCGUGGCUGCCUUAACCGAAAUAUCCGAGCGAUCAGACCAGAUACAGUUGAAGCUUAAUAUGUCCAUUGCUAGUAAGCUCGUAGCUGCACUUAACGACUGUUCAGAAUGGGGACAAACCUACAUACUAGAGGCACUGAUAUUUUACGUUCCUCAAGAGAUGGGAGAUGCCGAAAUGUUGGCUGAACGUAUUGCUCCAAGAUUACAACAUGCGAAUUCAAGCGUUGUUCUUACGGCUGUCAAAGUUAUAAUAUAUCUUAUGAAUUAUAUGACUAAGGACGACGAAAUCGUUGCCAUGUGCAGAAAAUUAUCUCCACCAUUGGUUACUCUGCUGUCAAGUGGACCCGAGGUUCAAUAUGUGGCACUUCGUAAUAUUCUAUUAAUUAUUCAAAGAAGACCGGAAGUACUCAAAAACGAUAUGAAAGUGUUCUUCUGUAAAUACAAUGAUCCGAUCUAUGUCAAAUUGGCUAAGCUUGAAAUCAUGUGUCGACUAUCCAAUUCGACGAACGUCGACCAAGUGCUUUCGGAGUUGAAGGAAUAUGCAACUGAAGUAGAUGUAGAUUUCGUGCGUAAGGCUGUCAGAUCCAUUGGAAGGCUUGCAGUAAAGAUUGAAUCAACAGCAGAUCGAUGCAUUGCCGCCUUAAUUGACCUUAUUCAGACUAAAGUCAACUAUGUCGUUCAAGAAGCUAUUGUAGUGAUAAAGGACAUUUUCCGUAAAUAUCCAAAUCAAUAUGAAGUUAUAAUAGGAACGCUAUGCGAAAACUUGGAUAAUCUUGAUGAACCUGAAGCAAAAGCUGCAAUGAUAUGGAUCAUCGGACAAUACGCAGACAGGAUAGAGAACGCAGACGUUCUGUUAGAUGACUUCCUAUAUUGCUUUUUAGAUGAGCCUGUUGAGGUACAAUUAGCUCUCUUAACAUCCACAAUAAAGCUUUUUAUAAAGCGUCCAGCAGCGGGUCAGGAUCUCGUUACCAAAGUGCUUAAAUGGGCCACAGAAGAAGUAGACAACCCGGAUUUACGGGAUCGCGGAUACAUAUACUGGCGACUACUUUCGACUGAUCUGGCUGCAGCCAAGAAAGUAGUUUUAUCGGAGAAACUAAAAAUCUCAACAGAGAGCGAAAACACGGAUCAAAUGCUCUUGGAUGAGUUAUUGUUACAUAUUUCUAGCCUAUCAUCAAUAUAUCAUAAGACACCACAGACUUUCAUUCAUCACACUAAAGUACGGCGCCUGAUACCAUCACCAGUAUUAAAUAGAAAGGUUAAUGGAACGUCAACACCAAUCCAAAUCGUUAAUGGAGGAUCAAGUCGAACAACCGAUUCUAAUACACGCACGGAUACUACUAGCGCUGAGCGAACUUUCAACAACUUGCUCCUGGAUUUAUGA
Molecule: messenger RNA, 1892 nt
Organism: Paraglomus brasilianum
Lineage: Eukaryota; Fungi; Glomeromycota; Glomeromycetes; Paraglomerales; Paraglomeraceae
Source: the annotation of a GenBank genome assembly